ACAUUUUCGUCAUUUUGUGGAAGUUAUCCACCUGCGAAAUGCGGUACAGCACUUUCGGCAGGGAACUGCUCGCCAUAUAUGCCUCAGUGAAACAUUUUCGUCAUUUUGUGGAAGGUCGUGACUUCAUCAUCUUUACCGACCAUAAACCUCUGACGUAUGCCUUGCACACCACUACUGACAGAUAUUCACCGCGUGAAUUACGUCACCUAGAUUAUAUUUCGCAAUUCACGUCGGACAUCCGUCAUAUUUCUGGUGUGAAUAACCCUGUCGCGGACGCACUGUCUCGCGUUUGCACCACGACUUUGCCUCGAGCAGUCGACUUACGGAAGAUUGCCGAACUUCAGGAUUCAGACGAGGAGAUUGGAAAACUUCAACACUCAUCCUCUCUGAAGAUACAGCGUUACCGCUCCUGAACAAUGAAGUGUCAAUAUUGUGCGACACCUCCACAGGCACACCCAGACCCUUGCCGCCGGACUCCCUAACAGACUCGUUUAGUCGCGCGUAUCCUGAACCUUCUAAAAGAGCCACGUCUAGUAACACUGAUCCAGUAACCUCUACACGUGCUGGGAGGCGUGUACAUUGGCCCAAGCGAUACGCCGAGUUCGUUAAUUAGCCCCUGAGCAACUUCACACUUGGUGAAUUCGGAGUUUCAACUACUUUGUCGUGGCAUACACUUUCAAUGCGUUUUCAUACCUAAAGUUUUCAAAAGUCAUGUUUACUACUUUGCAAACAGUUUUUUUUUCAAAAAAAAAAAAGAAAAAUCAAAAAUACAAUUUAAAUUCCGAAAACUUUUUUUGGUUGGUUAUUAUUUUUUUUUCUGUACUACUCCCACUUCGAAUUGU
Molecule: messenger RNA, 842 nt
Organism: Heterobilharzia americana
Lineage: Eukaryota; Metazoa; Platyhelminthes; Trematoda; Strigeidida; Schistosomatidae
Source: the annotation of a GenBank genome assembly